UCAGUGGAGGUUGGUUGUCUGUUAAACAAGCUCCACUUUCUGUAAUAACUCGUGUGAUAUUUCCUCUCAUUGAUCAAGUGUUAAAAUGGAAAAAAUGAAAAGCCUUGAAGACAUUGAAGAAACCCAGGAAAAGCGAGAUGAUAACCCAGACAGAGGUGCAAAUAUUGAAGUGAGCUUGAACAAAGUGGAGCCUGUUGCUUCUUUGUACUGCACAGUACAGCUCGGUGUCACAGACACUUCACUCCCUGAACAUAGAGUGAAGCAUCAGGAAAACGAGGCUGAGGGACUGCCUCACACUGAGAGAAUGGACAGCAAAAAUUUUGCUCAGAAACUGGGUUCUCCAACAGUAAAUACCGAGGGGGAUAUAGAAAAUAAUAGUGGUGUAGAGGAAGCUUUUUCUAUUUGUGACGGAAUGGAAGCUGAAACUAAAAAUAAACAGAGGAUGGAAAAUGGGUACAUUGUUCCAACAUGCAAAACAGCUUUGGAAAGUGAUCCGACUUUGCAAGAGCAGGAAAGCAGAUGCCCAAGAAACCAGCUAUUGGCUGUUCAGCAGGAUGAAGGUGGAUCAGAAUGGGUGUGCAACAAGGAGUUCGAGAAAGUCGAAGAAGCAGUUCCAGAGCCCAGUGAGCAAUUGCCUCAGGAGAAACAACUGAAUGAGGAACUGCUGCGGGAAGAAACUAUCAAGACCCCAAACACAGGACCACUUGGAUGGCAGUACUCCCAGGAAGGUGAGGCUACCUCAAACCUUGUAAUUGAACAGCAAGGCACUGUGGAAUCAGCAGGUGAACUGGUGGGAGGUCCAUCCAAGAUGGCCUUUAAUCAGAUUUUCUCAACAGAGAGGUACAGUGAGAAGGAGGCAGAAAAACAAAGUAUCAAAGACAAAGAAACUGAAAACACUACAGCCAAUUUGUGUCAGAAAACCAUGGGGGAAAGUCCCUGUGACCAUUCUGUCACUGAAAUCAAGCUUUGUGGAAGUGAGCGUAGUCUGAAGCGUUUUCUCUCUCAGACUGAGCUGUACAUCAGUAAACCAGAUCAACAAGUGAACCAGCUCAAUGAUGCAAGCUGCUCAUCAGAACUGCCUGCAUCGUCUUGUGGAGAUGCAAGUGUGAACAAUUUGUUCCUGCAAGGGGAUCAAAUUGGUACAACUGAUUACAGUAAUCUAAGCCCACAAGAUGAAGAAUGUAACCAAACUGAACAAAUGGAGGAUAAAAUUCUGCUGAAGAAAGUGAUGUCCCCUGAAGACCGUAGAGAUGUUGCACUAGAAGAUUACCCUGAGAGAAGGUUCAGCCCUUUCGACCUUGGGGAGGAGACACAAAUGGACGAUGAAGGUUCCACUCAUGCUAUUGUCGGUGAACAAGUCAGUCAGCCCAAUCAAACUUUGAAGACUGGCGCUGGAUGGAACAUCUGCCCGGCUGAGGAAACCAAACUGGAUGGCAGUAGGUUAAACCAAAGUGCACCUUUCACAGAGGCAGACGUAUUUAAUACCAAAGUCCAACCUAAUACAUUUUGCCUCAUUGACUGGGGACAGAGCAAUAAUCUGGAGCAAGCCUCAAAGCAUGAAAAUACCAGCAACAAUAAUCAGGAUGGAAGAGAUGUCUCUCCUCCUCAACGUCUGGAAAAUACAGAUAAGUCUGGAUUGAACCAUUUUGUACUGGCUAGACAGGCAGUAAAUAAAACCGAAACUCUCUGCCAUGGAGAAGCUAACUUUGACAAAAGUAUCCAAGAGCAGUGGCCACCUAGUAAUACUGAGAGCAGUGGACAGGACAGUCUGUCUCAGCAAGCAGACCAACUUAAUAAAUCCAAUGAAAUGGUACAAAAUGAGCAGAAAAAUAAACUUGAUGUGAAGGACAUUGACUCUCAUAAGACUGAAGAGUGUCAAUUUGAUCACAUGACCCAAAUCCAAAAACACGGUCUUGUGCAUGGACAUCAAGCCAGCACAGCUAAUGAAACCUUACAAAAGGAGCAGGUUUGUGAAGUUAAUGAAAGUUCAGAAGACAGUGGGCAGCGCAAAACUCCAACAAGCAGACCAGGAAAUGGGCAUGACCAAGUUGAUGUUGGUGGAUCACCUACCCAAAAGGGUAGCAGCGAGGUGGAGUUCAAUCAAAACCUGGAGCAGGGACCCAUCAGUGCACCUGAACCAGGCAAAAGAGCUACUGACUACUGCACUAUGAUGGCUGGGCAUGGAAGGGAGCAUAGUAUCUUACCUGGAGGUACAGGGUCAGCCUCUGAGGCUCAAACUUCCAUCGAUGCCUCUGCAAUGCUUGUGUUGCCAGUACAUCAUGUGACAUCCGCAGACCCCAAGGAGCCAGCACAGCAGACAACCAAGAUGGCAGAACAUUUGAAUGAGAGAAAGCCUGAGGAGGCCAUUAAUGUCUCUGAUAUCAAAAAGGCAUUUGAGAGAAAAGAAAAGAAAAAGGAGAAGGUGCCAGAUGCCCCAAAGAAGCGUGAGAUGCAACAGCGGAGAGUUGUACGACAGAGCAAAUUUCGGCACGUCUUUGGACAGGCUGUGAAAAAUGACCAGUGCUAUGAUGACAUCAGAGUUUCCAGGGUUACUUGGGAUAGUUCAUUCUGUGCUGUGAAUCCCAAAUUUGUGGCAAUAAUUGUGGAUGCAAGUGGUGGUGGAGCAUUUAUGGUACUUCCUUUGCAGAAGACUGGCCGAAUUGACAAGGCAUAUCCGACAGUUUGUGGACACACAGGACCAGUGCUGGACAUUGAGUGGUGUCCACACAAUGACCAUGUUAUCGCUAGUGGUUCAGAGGAUUGUGCGGUUAUGAUCUGGCAGAUUCCAGAGAAUGGACUGACAGUUCCCAUUACAGAGCCUGUUGUAAUCUUGGAGGGGCAUGCCAAGAGAGUUGGGAUUAUAUCUUGGCAUCCCACUGCACGCAAUGUUCUUCUCAGUGCAGGCUGUGACAAUGUAAUCAUCAUCUGGAAUGUGGGAACAGCUGAGGCCAUGAUAACACUCGAUGAGAUGCACCCAGAUAUGAUCUUUAGCGUAUCUUGGAACCGUAAUGGCAGCCUGCUGUGCACGACUUGCAAGGACAAGAAACUAAGAGUGAUUGAUCCACGCAAAGAGGAAAUUAUUGCUGAAAAGGAUAAAGCUCACGAGGGAGCAAGGCCAAUGAGAGCAGUGUUUUUGACAAAUGGCAAUAUCUUCACCACAGGCUUCAGCCGUAUGAGUGAACGGCAGCUCGCUCUGUGGAACCCGGAGAACAUGGAUGAGCCCAUAGCUCUGCAUGAAAUGGAUACCAGCAAUGGUGUGCUUUUACCUUUCUAUGAUGCAGACACAAAUGUUGUAUACUUGUGUGGAAAGGGUGACAGCAGUAUUCGCUACUUUGAGAUCACGGAUGAAACACCAUAUGUCCAUUACUUAAACACAUUUGCCAGCAAGGAGCCACAACGAGGGAUGGGAUACAUGCCAAAAAGGGGCCUUGAUGUUACCAGGUGUGAGAUUGCCAGGUUCUUUAAACUUCAUGAAAGGAAGUGUGAGCCAAUCAUUAUGACAGUGCCAAGAAAGUCUGACCUUUAUCAGGAUGAUCUGUACCCUGAUACACCAGGACCAGAAGCAGCAUUGGAAGCAGAAGAAUGGCUUGAAGGACAAAGCAAGGACCCGAUUCUCAUCUCCCUGAAACAUGGCUAUGUACCUGGGAAAAACCGAGAGCUUAAAGUUCAGAGGAUCUGUUUUGACAAGACUCCGCAGAACAGGAAAACUGAAAGUGGUAGUACUCCCAUGAAGGGGCCCCCUCUCAAUGCAAAUUCUGAAUCCAAGUUGGAUGAGUUGUUUCAAGAAGUUAAAACUCUGAAGGCCACUGUCGCCAGCCAAAACGAGCGCAUUGCCAACCUUGAGAAUCAGAUGGCCAAGAUCGCUAUCUGAAGCCUGUAUUAUAUGCUUAAUCAUGGGGGUACAAUUGUCUGGUGUGGAUUAUCAGCAAUCCUUCGGUCACCAAAACUCUGACCCUCUCUACCCUGCCAUUGGUGGAAGCACCCUUCAGCAUUCCAGUAUCAAAUUGCCCUCCUUUUCCUCCUGUCUCACUGGACUAACUUAAUUUGAAUUUGGAAACACAAUUCACUUUUUUUUUAAAUAGAAUUUAUUUUCAGGAUUUUUAACAAAAGGCAAUUGUCUUAUUCUUCACGCUUUCCACAUUGAAAAAUGAGUAUUAAUUUUUUUUAUUCCUAACUCAAGUCCUAUGCAUAUAUAAAGGUGUGCUCUACUCUAAUUCUAGAGUGAUUUCCAGGUUAUACGGGCUUGUCUGUCUCUUGUCUGUCAGGUACCAGUUUUUAAAAGCGACUACACAUUCCAUGUACAAGUGUACCAGCACCAUUAAAGAACACUGAAUGGGUUCAGCUCUUAUAGAGCAAAGAAUGGUGAUCUGUCAUUAAAUAUACUUCCAGUUGCAAAGAUAAAACAUUGAUUAUAAAA
Messenger RNA from Stegostoma tigrinum, 4417 nucleotides. RefSeq names its product coronin-1C-like. The transcript is spliced from 11 exons. Gene Ontology annotation, molecular function: actin filament binding. The record is from RefSeq and is a predicted model, not a curated record. The coding region runs from base 86 to 3871 and encodes 1261 amino acids. NCBI's taxonomy places the organism in Eukaryota, Metazoa, Chordata, Chondrichthyes, Orectolobiformes, Stegostomatidae. Gene Ontology annotation, biological process: actin filament organization; neural crest cell migration.